AUGUCAGGAUGGCCGGACGCUUCAGAUAUAAAGGAACGAGUCAGCAGGGGUCACCCUGGAUAUGAAGCGUUCAGAGAGGCUGUAGCUGAGGGCUAUCAUCUCGUGGCGUCAACUAUUGGAGAAUCCGGCAAGCCUCGGCCAUGUUGGCGUUUAUCAUUUUCAAUUCCCGAAAGAGUUAUGCUCAAGCACAUCUGCAAGAAUCCGAAACUCAUUCAUAAGGUGACGCUUAAGGUUCUCAAGGUGUUGCGGAAGGAAAAUGAGGAUUUUUUAUGUCUUUUUGAAAGCCCUGGUGACGAGUUGGCGUCUUUCCACAUAACAUGGGUGUUCCAUUCGUACGUGUUAAAGACAAUGUUGUUAAGGGAAUGGACUGAUUUCCCGGAAGAUUCAUAUUGGACCAAAAAUCAACUAGGAAAACGAGUCAAGAGCAUUUUGGAAAGGAUUCGAAGUAGCGUGGUUCGCAAAGAUAUUCAAAGUUUCUGGGUUCCAGGUUAUAAACUUUUUAAUUUCCGAGCAAGAAAGCCAACCAACACGAAACAUUGCGUGGACAACCUUGGCAUUCUCUUAGAUAAACUAGAUCUUUCUAAGUGUAAGCAUGUCGCGGAAUUCAGUGUCCCUAAAUAUACUCCUGAGUCACAAAUAGAUAUAGUAACAGUAGAUCCUGUAGAUUUUGUAGAUCCCACAGAGUUUGUUGAUCCUGUAGAUUUUAUAGAUACUACAGAUCUUGUAGAUUUUGCAGACCCUAUAGAUUUUUUAGAUCCUGUAGAUUUUAUGGAUCCUAUAGAUCCUGUAGAUACUAUAGGUUUUGAAGAUUUUAUAGAUCCUGUAGAUCCUAUAGAUCUUGUAGAUCCUACAGAUUUUGUAGAUCCUGUAGAUUUUUUAGAUCUAUAGAUCCUGUAGACGCUAUAGAUCUUGUGGAUUUUAUGGAUCCUGUAGAUCCUAUAGAUAUUGUAGAUCUCAAACCCUAUAGCUCAGGCUUAAAGUGACCCCUAAAGGAGAUCAUACUACAUCAGACAUCUAUAGGACCAACGGUGGCACAGUUGGUUAGUGCGCGGCCUUCGGUGCGCGAGGUCCCGAGUUCGAUCCCGGUCGACACCACAUCCUUGUUUCAACUUGUCUCCUUUUAGUGUAGCUUUGAUUAGCUUUAAAUACUCUUAAAACGGAGCAUUGAUGGAGAGAGGGGGUAAAAUGAGCGCACCGUCGACCUCAAGUUUAUCAGUUCUUACUGUCACGAGUUAUCGACGUAAAAUAUGGUUGCUUUACCUUUUACUUUUUUUUAAGAGCUAGGUAUAGGAAUCUCGUGUUCUUUUUUUGUUUCUGUGUGGUCAGUGUUGUGGCAUUUUUUGUAAAUUCCUAUGAACCUAUCAAUGUAAAGCCGGCGCAAGGGGAGGGGGGGAGGGAGGCAGGGCAUGGGGUGGGGAUUUGACAUUUUUCAAAAAUUUGCAGUCAAAUUCCCUGCCCACGGGCAAAUCUUUCCAGUCAGAUGCAACCAAAUUUCCCCACCCCGGGCUGCACAUUGCGCUGUCAAAUAUCCCAAGGCUGGACCCGAGAAAGGCACAAUAAAAAUAUCUCCAAAUAAAACUCUGAAAUGUUUAUUUAUAUUACGUUGCUGCGUCACCAAACAUACAUGUUCCUGUUACAGCUGCAAUUAUACGUUUUAACCAUAAUCCGUGUUACACUGCGUAGAAUACAGAAACUUUCAGGAGAAAGUCCAUAUUUUGUAAGUUUAAAUAUACCGUACUUAGUAAAGGGUACAAAGAAAGUCAUUGUUAUAAACUUACAGUGAUUGUAGCAAAUGAGCCAUACACUGAUCAAUUGUACUUGCAAAAAUCCACUUGGUUGCUUUGAAACCACAGUAUCUUAAGAGGUUCAAUUGAUCAAAAACACGCUAAAACAAAAGAAAAUUUGGAGACAAAAUAGUGAAAUCCACCCAGCUUUCGCUUGCUCUUGUUGGCCUCCAUGAUUUCCAGAUCUUUCCAGACUGUACGGCGCAUGCGUGAAGAGUGGGAGUGGGAAACAUAUGUUCGGUCUCAGUCUUUUUCGUCCGAGUCGGCAGUCAAAUAUCUCCUCGUCGGGCGAAGAAAGAUUCAAAUAUCCCCUCCCCUGGGAGAACAAGAUCAGUCAAAUGCCCUACCCCAGGGCCAACAAAGACAAUCAAAUGCCCACCCCAUGCCCUGCCUCCCCCCCCUCCCCCGCCGGCAUAACAUUGAUAGGUGCACUAUGCACAGCCCUAAGCCAUACCUAAAUGGGCAAAUAUUGUAACUUUUCAUCCCAAACAUCCUCAUUGAGACCAAAAUCUGCCAUUUACAGUCCUAAGCGAGACGGCAAGCAUGGCGGUCACUUUUGUUAGGGUAUUAUGAAGACGCUGUUCCAAAAAUACAAGCUUGAGCUUUCAAACGUAUUCAAGCUUUCAUCGGUCACUCCUUUGUAAAUAUUAUUUACGAUACCUUGAGAUUUGACAGAAACAGAAUUGUCUCGCUGCAAAUUGUAAUGGUCCUGCUAAUAGCAUCCGAAACGUUUUCGUGAGUCAUCGGUAGCUACUUCGUAUUUGGUUAGGAAAGUAGAAAAUAUGAUUUUUCCCGCUUGCAUGUUCAACUUUGGUAAACGAAAGGGACAAGUAUGGUUGGACAAUAGCCCUGGUGUACAAAUAGACGAAAAGAACUCAGAAGAUGCUGUUUGCCGAUUGGGCACAACAAUGCAAAGGAUAUUUUGUGCCCAAUCAGGAGUCAGCAUUCGCAUGACCUUCUGGAAUUGGGUAAGAGUCAGUACCCAGGGGCUCGACUUCUGUCCGUACUUAAAAACUUUCGUUGCGCAUUUUCGCUCAAACCAGCUGACUGCUCUUAGGUCUCUGAGGAUGUCCCAUGAACAAUUCAUUGGUAACAAAGAUUACAAGCAAUGAACUUAGCACCAGUAGAUAGAAAAAAAAAAAGGAAAAACUGAAAACCAGUUAUAAAUCACACGGCGUCACUUGACUCUGCCUUAGCAUGCAUGAUGUUGUUUCUUAAUGUUGUUACAGUUAACAUUAGUUCUAAGUUUCACUUCAUAAGUUAGUUAAUAGGUUUAAUGAAGUUAGAUUUACUCGCUACAAAAGUGCAGUAGCGUUUUAAGGCCAAUAAAAAUACUUGUUGAAAUGUCAAUACCUCUUUUGCCUGAAAAACAAAAAGUUUAAAAUACAUUGCAUAUAUACAUAUAUAUAAAAAGCUAAAGCUUUAGAAAAACAAAUUUUACGAAAAAUUUUUUAGUUGGAAAACAGUAGAAGUUCCUAUUGUUGACUAGUUCUUGUAAGCUUUCGUCACCUUUGUAAUAAUGAGAGGCUCUCACUUCUUACUGUCAAACUCAGAAAACCGCGAACACCUGAAAAAUUACAGGAAUGUUGAUUGUGUACUGGCCAAUCACAAUAAAGUUAAGGAUACGCUAGCAAACCUCAAAACCAGAAACUAACUACCGUUGCUAUGAUUUUCUCGUUGCCGUCGCUGUUCUGGCCUGCUAAUUGUUAGCUCCAAACCUUUCUCUUCUCUUUAAUUUUCAUAUAUUCCAAGAAAGUGAUUCUACUAAUAGGUUCAAUUGAAAGUCAUACUUAGCAACCACUUCAAGUUCAAAAGCAACCGACUCAUGUUCUCAUUAAUGAAGCACCUCGUAUUAGAGAUAUCCGCCCGAGGCGCUGUUUCAGUUCGUAUCUGGCAGUUGGCAGAAACGAUCAAUGAGUCGAGAAAAAAUCAAAGUACGAGAUAUUAUGGAAACGAUAAGCAAACUCAAAUUGAAUUGAGCUGGUCAUGUGGCGAGAAGAACAGAAAACCGUUGGACAACCCCUCAUUACGUUCUGGACGCCCCAGGGACACACAGGGAACCAAGGAAGACCGAGGACGAGAUGGAGGGACGAUUUAGAGAGUUUGGUAAAACACUGGCAUCGUACUGCGCAAAACGUGGUCCAGUGGAGGUCAAUGGGAAAGGCCUACGUCUAACGACGGACAUUCAAAGGCUGAAACUCAACUGAAACUGAAGGCCCCUGCUUAUUUGAAUAUGUACAUACAUGUAAAUAUAGUUUACUGAGGGUGCUUUGGCCUGGCGAACUAAUAGUACAAAAAUAUCAAUUUCAAUAAAGGAAAUACUGCAUGGCAUCGAGUAGUUCGUCUCCUCCUGACGAACCAAAAAGACCACACCCUACGAACAAAGCCCGGCUUUGUCUUUUUCUUGAUCCGAGAACAGGGGUGGAUCUAGGGGUGCUGAGGCUGGNGCCGAGAUGACCUGCGGCUUUCGUUCUGCAAAGUAAGCAGAUAUGUAUGAUAUGUACUCUCAGCAGUUCACUUUAUGUUAUUGACUAAUCAAAAGCCUUCUUCGUAUUCGCUUUUAUGAUUUGUUUUCUUCACUAGUCAGUUAAGCCAUUCCUUAGUGGUACACCCCGUCCUAGGAAAAAUCCUGGAUACGCCCCUGGAUGAGGUGGAAAGAAGGUAAAAGGAAACAAAAAUAUUUAGUUAAGAGCAGCUUCUUAGUGUAAAUUUGGAUAUAUGAUGUAGUAACAAAUAAAGUUAAACAAUGGAGGAAAAUUAUUCGGCCUCAUUCGCCAUAAAAAAAUGGCUCGUGCAAAAGUUGCUGAGUGAGAACACAGGCUGUACUUAAAGGAGCUGUGUCACGCAUUUAUAUCAAAAUUCAGACAUUGGGAAAGAAAAUUCGCCCCAUGUAAGGGAAUCCAUGGCCAUCUUGGAUUCUGGAUUCCACGCCGUGGAUUCCGGAUUCCAAGCACCGGAUUUCGCCGGGAUCUUUUGUCAGUGGAACAUGGAUACCGGAUUGCAAUCGUUUUUGGGAUCCUCGAUGCACAAAAACGAAACUCGAAAACAUAAUAAUGUUUUUUAAAACACCCAGGCCCCGAUGUUCAAAAGUUGGAUAGCAUUAUCCACCGGAUGAAAAUCUUUACUCUAUCCCGUGGAUAACGCAAUUGGUUUUCCUAAUACUUCUAUCCACUGGAUAGUGAUUUAUCCGGUGGAUAGCCCUAUCCAACGUUUGAACAACCGGGGCCUAGAUGUCAUACAUCAUUUGGCGAAAUGUUCCUCCAAUAACUAAUUCGGAUCUAUUUUAUUUAUUUUUAGAAAUUACGAAUAAUAUAUAUAUGGGAAAAGUAGAAAAAAGAAGUGGCGAGGAGACCUAACAGAAACUAUAGGAGCUUAUGAGAGGUUAGUUCUCUUCGAACUACGUGCCAAAGCUGUUUAAAGAAAAGACCAUUUCAGUUCUCUCUAACUCUAGGCAACGGAAAAUAAUUUUUAACAUUACUCAAUAGCAACUAAUUUUUUCAAUAUGCGGCUUGGGUUCAGGUUUUUUUAAAUAAAUUAUUUUAUUGUUAGAUUGCAGGUAUACUUUAAUAUAUGUUUUAGAGUUCGACUCUACAGCUUAAAACAUUCCCACCUUUCUGACGACAUGACCGGCUUUCUUUCACUUCCGAACUCAAAGCAGAUCAUCUUUUUGUCUACUACAGAAUUAAUUUACGGUUGAUUUUAAUAUUUUUAUUCAACCAUUUAUUUUGUUUGCUUUGUUUAGAGUUUGUUCCCGAAUUCAUUUAUUUCCACAUGUCAAAACAAAAGGGGUGACGAAUGGUCUUUACGAGCACGAGCAGAGAGAAAAACUUUGCUUUGCGAGCAGCGAACAGUUUAGAGAGUACAACUCGCGAGCAGCGACCACUUCUUAUCUUUUCCGCUUGCAGCAAUCCAUCUGGAAAUUCUUUUCUUUAAAAUAAAACAGAAAAUAUUUUAAAACGGGGUUUCAAUUUAACCCCAAAAAGAAUUUACAAAAUUGCUAGCAAUACUGACAAGAAAGCGAGCAUGCGAACAACUGCAAAAAUUUGGGGAGCACGAGCAAGCGAGCACUCGUUUAAAUUUUGUAAGCAGUUAAAAUUUUAAUUGACCAUUUAUUACCCCUAACAAACAAAAGUCAAAACAAGCAAUAUAUGGCUAGUGGUGUGAGAUUUGACGCCAGAUCGACAAUGGAAAAUUCAGGCACGCUUUAUUUUCAGUCAAUAGAUCUAAGGGGUUCUUAACAGAGGUAAAAUUCUUGCCCGUCCGGUUAGCAGAAUCCUAUGGAAACGUUUUAAAUGUCAGUAUCACCUCUGCUUUGUCUAAACUUAAUUUUCACUCUAUUGCACCGCACGCCCGCCAUGUUAAGUAUGGAAAAACGUUUUGGCCACUUCUUAGCUUUUAUAUUCAUAGUUGUGACAUGUAUUAUUUCCUGCUUCAUACUGAGAACUAAUCUCUUCGAUCUACAAACAGGUCUGCUUCAGUAUCGUACUGACACGAAUUGGACGGAAAAAGAAACUGUUUCUCGAAGAUUUGUUUUUCUUACACAGACAGAACAUUGUCUCUCACCGAUGCUGUUUUAUCAUCUGAAGCUGUCCACUGAUAUGACAUGUCGAUGCGAUGUGAUAGUGUUGAGCUACAAGAGAAAAUGUCAGAAGGAGAAACCGCCCCAUGUAACGUAUUUAUUUGACAAUACAACUACUUGGGGCUCGGGGCGAAAUAAGCUGUUUUUUCUUGCAAUGAACAGAAGGCCAGGCUAUACAUACUUCAUAUUCACUGACGACGAUGUGUCUCUUAAGUUUAACAGUGCUGCUACCCCGGAUAUGAAACAUUUUUCGCCAAUUCGAAUUUUCCAAGAAUGGCUUUUGGAUUAUGAACCAGCAGUUGGUGUUGUUGACUAUGAGCUGCGAAAAGAAGGGCAGAACGUUCGAGCAAAAUGAAAACCAACUGUGGAAUUACCAACACCACCUCUCUGGCCAAUCCAACGAUCUUCUAUGACCCUGUGUUUAACGCUUUUCACGCGCGCGCCGCUCGCCACAUUUUCCCACUUGAUACCACACACGAAAGAGUGACCUGGUGGCUUACCGACAAAUAUGUCUGUUCAGCAGUGGAGCUGAAAUUUCGUGGACAAUCGUUCCUGUUUUUUUCCAGUGACCAUUGAGAACUCAUUACAUCGCAGUUAUCCAAGAUCGCUUAGAGGAACUAGAAAAGCUUGGCAAGAGUUUAUUAAAAUCAUCCAACAGGAGGCACCUGCCCAAUAUGUGAACCAAAGUUUAUUUGGCGAAUUCAGGAAAGAUCCAUUUAGUUAUGUGGAGACGUCCAAGACCUACUGCAGAAAGGUGACUCGUCAUCAACGCAUCGUUCCAUUUGCGCAUUUUGAUGAAGAAAGUCUGGAAGAGGUGUCUCAGUCAAAUUAAUCAAACUAGACAUAGAAAAACUCAUUUUGCUUAACUGAUUGUAAUUUUACUUUAAUGUGUUGCCUGCAAAGAUUCUUAGCACAUGGAUUUUGUCUCUGAAAGGCCUACUACUCAAAACUACUACUACUACUACUACUACUACUACUACUACUACUACUACUACCACCACCACCACCACCACCACCACCACCACCACCACCACCUACUACUACUUGAUUGCAAAACUAUUUAAACACGCUUCAUUCUUAUUGCGAAACAUGGAUGUUAAAAAUUAAUCCGAAGAAAACAAAAAUAAUGGUAUUUCAAAAACGCCCAAGGAAAUCUCUUGACAUGAACUUCAGCACAGACAACGAGCAAAUUGAAAUUGUUCAGCAACUAUUCGAGGGUUCCAAUGGGGUACCCAAUUAUCAGUUAACUACUAAUGUUUUGGCUAAUUCUCAGUUAACUACUAUUUUUUGGCCAACUAUCAGUUAACUGCUAAUUUUUUUGCCAAUUAUCAAUUAACUGUAAACCCUAUGCGCACCCUCUUAAAAUGCCCUACUAAGGAAGAGAUCUAUACGUCCAAAGAUUUCCUAAACCGCGGUCUAAGUUAAACCUUGUUUUAAUAACCGGCCCUAUGGUUUUAAGGUAUUAAACUGCUCGUCCAACUAAAUGAAACCUUUUCUACAUUAUUACUGAGGAAUUAAUGACGCAUGCCUGACAAAUACCUGGCAUAGGUAGGCCAAAAGGUACGUCUAAAAUUAGAGAGCUUUGGAUUCGAAGACGAGGACAACAUAUAUUUUACGUUUUCUCGCCUAUUCUCUAAAAAUAGACAUCCCGGGAAGCUUCAUUGUAAUUUUUUCACCCCAAAAGCUAGUACGCUAAUUUCCGUUGAAGGAUGUAAAGCCUUCUCCCGAUCGCUAAAUGAUAAAAUUCGUUUUAAACAUUUGAUAAUUUGUUUUCGCCACUACGACAUUCUCGCUAAAACUCGUAGUAAAAAGACGAUGGCUAUCACGUUUUCCCGCCAAAAUGACGUUGGUUCGUGCGCGUGCGCGCAGGCACUACUUAGAAUUGGGAAAGUCUCGUUCUUGCAGUCAUCCUCGUCUGAGAAUCUAAAGCUCUCUAACCUCGUUACCAGUCGUCCUUGGCGAUUUCGGGAUGUGCAUGACGUCUCCUGUCAAGCUUGUCGUGGAAAUUUCGCGCUCGGUUUCAAGCCGCCUCUGGUCACUUGGAUAGCGCAAAUUGGCUUGGGUACGAGACUAAUGAAAGCUCUCUAUUGACACAGGGUCCAGAGGAGAUGUGUUUGUCGUUAGAACAUCAAAACCCGUCGAAAACCUCUGAAAAAAUGGGUUAUUGGAAUCGCGUUACAGUUUCGUUACACAUUCUAUAUACCGCAAACCAACAGACUGAGAAGCGAAGAAGUCGUCUACAGUAGGUUCAUAAAGAUCCUAUUGGGUUAAUUAAUCGUUCUAAGCGACAAGUAUAGACAUUUUUCAAGGCGAAACUUUAAAUAAGUAAUUCAUUUAUUUACACGAAACUCCUCUGGACCCUGUGCUAUUGCUCAAUCUAUUGAUCAAGCCAUAACGACGGCGGCUGGGUGCUUGUGUCACGGCCAAAUGCCUGUUACUUCAAGUAGCUUCUGGCUAUUUGCAACGGCUGCUUGUAAAAUUAACUGCCGGCUCAACAAUAUAUACCCGGAAGCGAUCGUUACCUUAAGUUUGUACGUGACUCAAAAUGAAGCGCAACUUCGGGGACGAUGAAUUACAACGCCUUUACAAAAAAGCGGAGUUUGAUAUAGAGCACAAGGAGGUAAAGAAAAUCGAGAAAAGAAUUAGAAGUUUAGUUGACGAAAUCUCUGUCUAUAUAGGGCGCAAGGAUCCACUUUUUAAAAACUUUGUAAUCCCCAGCGGAAGUUUUUAUGAAGAUCUUAAAGUCGAAGGGCCCGACGAAUUCGAUUUUAUGAUUUGUUUAGAGCAGCUUUCCUCUCCUGGUGUUUGUGUUACGAAGGAUAUUCCCAUGAGACCGGUCCACGAUCCCGGCUACGUAGAUGUUCAGGUGUCCAACGCAGUUUAUCGCAAUCGGUGGAAAAGCUACAUUUCCAAGCGAGGAAAUCUCAAACCCGAUGUUCUCUUGAAAAGAUUCAAACAACUCAUCGAGGAAGCCAUAGAUAAGCGAAAGCGGUCUUCCAGGGAUGAGUUAGAUGAAUAUGUCGAUAUUCAGCUCAGAAAAAUCCCGAUAACGAUCAAGGUUACAUGGCAUGGCAAGGAGUACUCGAACUUUGAAAUAGCCGUCGAUUUAACUUUGUGCAUCAAAAUGUCAGGAUGGCCCGACGCAUCAGACAUAUCGACACGAGUGAACAGGGGGCACCCUGGCUAUGAAGCAUUCAGAAAGGCUGUCGCGGAGGGUUAUCAUCUUGUGGCUUCUACCAUUGGAGAGUCUGGGAAGCAUCGGCCCUGUUGGCGUUUAUCUUUUUCAAUACCCGAAGGAGUUAUACUCAAACACAUCUUCAAGAGUCCGAACCUCGUUCACAAGGCGACGCUUAAGGUUCUCAAGGUAUUGCGGAAGGAAAAUGAAGAUUCCUUGCUUCUCCUUGAACAGCCCGACGAGGGAUCUUUCAGCAUAACAUGGGUGUUUCAUUCGUACGUAUUAAAAACAAUGUUCUUACACGAAUGGACUCAAUUUCCGGAAGAUUCAUAUUGGACGAAAGAUCAACUAGGAGAAAGAAUCAAGGGCAUUUUAGAAAGGAUUCAGAGUAGUGUGGCUUGCAAAGACAUUCGCAGUUUCUGGGUUCCAGGUUAUAAACUUUUUAAUUUCCGAGCAAGAAAAGCAACGAACACGAAGAGUUGUGUGGAUAACCUUGCCAGUCUCUUGAAAAAAUUAAAAUUUUCGUAA
Messenger RNA from Porites evermanni, 10066 nucleotides. The record is from the annotation of a GenBank genome assembly. NCBI's taxonomy places the organism in Eukaryota, Metazoa, Cnidaria, Anthozoa, Scleractinia, Poritidae.